Molecule: messenger RNA, 10166 nt
Organism: Nycticebus coucang (slow loris)
Lineage: Eukaryota; Metazoa; Chordata; Mammalia; Primates; Lorisidae
Gene: KCNN3
Product: potassium calcium-activated channel subfamily N member 3
Exons: 9
Coding region: 146-2326 (726 amino acids)
Biological process (GO): potassium ion transmembrane transport
Cellular component (GO): plasma membrane; neuronal cell body; neuron projection
Molecular function (GO): calmodulin binding; small conductance calcium-activated potassium channel activity
Source: RefSeq, a predicted model, not a curated record
AGAGACCGAAGCAAGCCAAAGAGAGAGGACCGGAGGCGAGAGCUGCCGGGGAGCUGGACGCCGGGCUUUCCUUGAGGACGCCUCUGGAGCGCGGGUGGCUCUGGGGCUGGGGGUUGUGCUGCGGGGAGUACCGCCGGACCCCAGGAUGGACACUUCUGGGCACUUCCAUGACUCGGGGGUGGGGGACCUGGAUGAAGACCCCAAGUGCCCCUGUCCAUCCUCUGGGGAUGAGCAGCAGCAGCCACCGCCGCCACCGGCACCACCAGCAGCCCCCCAGCAGCCCUCGGGACCCUCGCUGCAGCCUCAGCCUCCGCAGCCCCAGCACCAGCCACCGCAUCCCCUGUCUCAGCUCGCCCAGCUCCAGGGCCAGCCCGUGCACCCGGGCUUGCUGCUGUCCUCGCCCACCGCUUUCAGGGCCCCCCCUUCCUCCAACUCUACCGCCAUCCUCCACCCUUCCUCCAGGCAAGGCAGCCAGCUCAAUCUCAAUGACCACUUGCUUGGCCACUCUCCAAGUUCCACAGCCACAAGUGGGCCUGGUGGAGGUAGCCGGCACCGGCAGGCCAGCCCCCUGGUGCACCGGCGGGACAGCAACCCCUUCACGGAGAUCGCCAUGAGCUCCUGCAAGUACAGCGGCGGGGUCAUGAAGCCCCUCAGCCGCCUCAGCGCCUCUCGGAGGAACCUCAUAGAGGCCGAGCCCGAGGGCCAAGCCCUCCAGCUCUUCAGCCCUGGCAACCCCCCGGAGAUUGUCAUCUCCUCCCGUGAGGACAACCAUGCCCACCAGACCCUGCUGCACCACCCCAACGCCACCCACAACCACCAGCAUGCCGGCACCGCCAGCAGCACCACCACCUUCCCCAAAGCCAACAAGCGGAAAAACCAAAACAUUGGCUAUAAGCUGGGACACAGGAGGGCCCUGUUUGAAAAGAGAAAGCGGCUGAGUGACUAUGCUCUGAUUUUUGGGAUGUUUGGAAUUGUUGUUAUGGUGAUAGAGACCGAGCUCUCUUGGGGUUUGUACUCAAAGGAUUCCAUGUUUUCGUUGGCCCUGAAAUGCCUUAUCAGUCUGUCCACCCUCAUCCUUUUGGGCUUGAUCAUCGCCUACCACACUCGUGAAGUCCAGCUCUUCGUGAUCGACAAUGGCGCGGACGACUGGCGCAUCGCCAUGACCUACGAGCGCAUCCUGUACAUCAGCCUGGAGAUGCUGGUGUGUGCCAUCCACCCCAUUCCUGGCGAGUACAAGUUCUUCUGGACAGCGCGCCUGGCCUUCUCCUACACACCCUCGCGGGCGGAGGCCGACGUGGACAUCAUCCUGUCCAUCCCCAUGUUCCUCCGCCUCUACCUGAUAGCGCGCGUCAUGCUGCUGCACAGCAAGCUGUUCACGGAUGCGUCCUCGCGCAGCAUCGGGGCACUCAACAAGAUCAACUUCAAUACACGCUUCGUCAUGAAGACGCUCAUGACCAUCUGCCCUGGCACCGUGCUGCUAGUGUUCAGCAUCUCUCUGUGGAUCAUUGCAGCCUGGACCGUCCGCGUCUGCGAAAGGUACCAUGACCAGCAGGAUGUAACUAGCAACUUCCUGGGCGCCAUGUGGCUCAUCUCCAUCACAUUCCUCUCCAUCGGCUAUGGGGACAUGGUGCCGCACACAUACUGUGGGAAGGGCGUCUGCCUGCUCACUGGCAUCAUGGGCGCAGGCUGCACGGCCCUCGUGGUGGCCGUGGUGGCCCGAAAGCUGGAGCUUACCAAAGCAGAGAAGCACGUUCACAACUUCAUGAUGGACACUCAGCUCACCAAGCGGAUCAAGAAUGCUGCAGCCAAUGUCCUUCGGGAGACGUGGCUAAUCUAUAAACACACAAAGCUGCUGAAAAAGAUUGACCACGCCAAAGUCAGGAAGCACCAGAGGAAGUUCCUGCAAGCCAUUCACCAGCUGAGGCGCGUCAAGAUGGAGCAGAGGAAGCUGAGCGACCAAGCCAAUACCCUGGUAGACCUUUCCAAGAUGCAGAAUGUCAUGUAUGAUUUAAUCACAGAACUCAAUGAUCGGAGUGAAGACCUAGAGAAGCAGAUUGGCAGUCUGGAGUCCAAGCUGGAGCAUCUCACCGCCAGCUUCAACUCCCUGCCGCUGCUUAUCGCCGACACCCUGCGCCAGCAGCAGCAGCAGCUCCUAUCUGCCAUCCUGGAGGCCCGGGGCGUCAGCGUGGCGGUGCCUCUACUUGGGAGCGGGAAGAGGAGAAGGCAGGUCGCUGCCUCCGGCAGGGCCCCUGCUGCGGAGCUGAUGGAGAACAGAAGCCCACACUCAAUCUCAGGUCUUCAUGUGGGGGCAGGUGCACUGACGUAGUGACAGUGACCCAGCCUGGAAGAGGGGCCCGCAGGGACGGGGGCUCGUGUCGGACCUGGGGGAUGGUUCCUCACCACUGGGGUCCUCGAGCACAUAGCUCUCCUUUCCUUUUGUCUACGGAAGCCUCUGGGUGACAAAAGUAAAAGAGAGGUGCCCACAACUUACCAAAACAGACAUCCCCAAUUUAGACUGAAAAAAAAAACCCCAUAAAUAAAAAGCCAGAUUUUCUGUCCAAUAUUAAUACCCAUAUAAACCCGUGUGUUUGCAGGCGUGUGCUUAUACACACAUCCUACAUUCAAUCCAGAUCCUUUUGGAUUAACCCAAAUAACAAGGGACCUGGUGGCUCACCCUGCACAUAGUAGGCACUCUCAAAUGGGUCCAGUGGUUUGAGUCUGGCAUGAGAUGCUUUUAGUUCAGGUGGUUGGUGAGUGUUGGCCACAUCUGAGCUUCACUCAAGAUGUAGCCCCUUCAAAUACAGUGCAGGCAGUUUGUCCUGGCUGUGCACUAUGCUUGGUGUAAGAUGCAGGCCAAGCCAAAAUGGUUGGCAUUCGGGAGGGACAAGGAGGCUUCUUUAAGAACAAACAGCUUCUGUAGAGUUUUCUUAUAUCCAAACAUGCUGUGUUUUGAUGGACCAAAUGACCGGGUGUAUGUGUUGAGGGGAGGAGACAGGGAUUGUGCCUGUGUACACAGAAAACGCAUAACCAAACGACACCUUGGUGACUGGAAGUGUGGUUUGGGGGCUUCCUGAGCUGGGUUUAUGCAGCAGCAGCUUCUUGCCCCAGAGAGUAGGAGUAUAAAAGGGCAAACUGCCGAUCAGGCGGAGGGGUGAUGGAGAGUGGCCCAUGUGGUCUCUUCUACCUGACCUGGAGCCAUGUCAAAAUGAAAUAAUGUGAGCGUGAAAGGAGCCUUUAGGGAGGCUGUAGGUAAGGCAGGAGGAUAUGGAUUUGUCAGUAGCCUGUUCCUACUGUGCCAUGUUAAUCUUGGUGCAAAAACUAUUCCAAUACAUCUCAAACUCCAAGAGACUUCAGAAAUACCAAGGUCCAGGGUAGUGACAGGCACUGAACAGUUUUUUCAUUGCUCCAUCAUCUGACCCCACAUGACAUUUGUGAUGUGAAAACCAUGUUAUUCAUCAUUUUUCUCAUUCUGAGGUCUUUGAUGUCCAUUUGUGAGAAAUUUAAUGAUACCAUAUGGAGUAUUUCAUCUGUUUAAGGUAAAAGAAAAGGGUUUUUGCAUCUGGCUGUCAUUUCGGUUUAGCUUUGGAGACAAACAUCAUUGUCAUCAUUCCGAAGGUCACACCUCACAGUGCUGUUUUCCUUCUGCAGCACUGAAUCUUCUAAAGUUGAGGGAACCACUGACAGCAAAAGGCAGGCGACCUCGAAUGAAGGCCACUCUUUAGGAAGGUUUGGUCUCUUGCCUCCCGCUGUUGCAGCUGUCCCUUCAAUGCUCCAUCUUCAUGGUCUGUCUUGGUAACUCCUUUGAGCAUUUUCAUUAGCUGUUUUGCACACUAGAGAUGCCACACCAGCUGCUGGCUUUUUAUUUUUUUACUUUUUCUUUGAACUACUGAUGUCUGAAAGAUCCCCCACCUUUUCUUUAUUUACGUCCUAAGAAAGGUGCUCCUGUCUUCAGCGACAGUUCAGCUGAACAUGGAAGCAAAUGUACAAACAGAUGAAAUACCCGUGCAGUUUCUCUGUGGCACGAGUUCCGUUUCACAAAGUAAAGUCCACGGACAGGUCGACUUGAGUGUGCCAGUCCUGGUCAUUUAACCUACAGCCCUCAAAUGUCAAUUCCACUUUGCCCCUUUCAUUCUGCUAUAACCCUGGAGUGUGUGUGUGUGCGCGUGUGGGCGUGGGUGUGCACAUAUGGGGAUUUAGUCUUAAUUUCCAAUAAAUGGUAGGCAAGAUUCCACUACCACUCCUCCUGCCCAAGAGUGUGCACAGACUCUGAUUUAUCCAUUGUGGUCUAUGGAUAAUUUUUCUUUAACCCAUCAUUGAUGCUCUUACUUAGGUAAGCCCUGGGAGACCAGGCUAGCAGCACUAGUUAAGGGACUGGCUAGAGUCCUUCCAGCAGCAGCUGCUGGCAUCCUGGAAACACGGGCAUUUGUAGUAUGGUUGGACUUACUGGUAGUGCAAUAGCUAUAUGGGGUUUUAUCCUUUACAAAAGAAUUCUUAUUAUGUAAAAAAAAAAAGUGCUCUAAAUCUGCAUGUUGAUCCCACAAUGGCAAAUGGAAGGGUACUUCUCUGUACUAGAAUUUCAGCUUUAUUUGGAAAGUUACCCAUCCCCCUGCAAGUACACUCUACCCUUGAUGAUUUAGGUAUUGAUUGUCCUGGGUGUAGCUUACCUAUGUUUUCUUCCUACAUCUUUUGGUUAAUUCCACUGCACCUCAGCAUCAUAGUCAAAUGGGAAAAGGGGGCAGGUGGGUCCUCAUGCCAUGCCUUCUUGUACCUUAUUUUCAAGUUUGGUAGUGGAGGAGGUUUAAUUAUCUACUCAAGAAUCAGCUGUAUAGAAAAAUGAUUAAUUACGAUAACUUUACUCCAACACUGAACUGAGUUAUGUCUGAUGGCAAAGCCCACACUAUAACCCUUCUGAUAACCCCAGCAGAAGUGCCCUGCUGUUCCCUAAGACAUCUAGACACUUGAAUUAGAAACACAGAGCCAGCCCUCAUCACGUAAGCCAUACGAUAAUAUUGUAGUUUCAUGUACUGUAGAGUCAGGGAUGUACUGUGACACUUUAAGACCACUAAUCUCAGUGGACUUCAGGAUAUAGCAUCAGUUGGUAAAUUAUACGAGACUAGGGGAUCACUCCUCCUUAGAUUGAAGUCCAAACAAAAAUCUGCACCUUGGGAUCGAAGGCCACAUGUGUGUGAUCAUCAUCAAUAAAUUGCCAUAAAGUGUCUAUGAAUUGCUCUUGCCAUCUUCAUAAUAUGUACCUUCAUGAGAUCAUAUCUCUAGAAAUGCUUGAUACAAUCCAAAAAAAAAAAAAAACAAGAGAGGAGGCCCUGAGUCACCACUGACUUCACUAGGGAGCAGGGGCCUAACAGCGAGCUUGUAAAACAUGAACCGCAGGGCAUGUGUAUGAGAGGAGAGCCCGAUGUGCUGGGUACGGGCAAGAUAUUGCUGUUAUUAAAGGCCAAGAAGGAACAGCACUGAAGAAAACAUUAUUUUACUAUAUUGGGGGAUUUUCCCCUUCAAUUUUCAGUAAUUUUCUUGUGAAUAAACAAUCCUGGGGAAAACAAGUGAUACAAAAUCAGAAUAAACAAAAAUUAAAACUUGAUCCCCACCCGAUUCCUUAUAACUCUGUACCUAAAAGAUAAUAUUCUCACACACAAACUAUCCGAGAGAAAAAACUGAAGUCACUGUUGUCAUAACAGCAACCCAGACUGUCUUUGUAGUCCGCACUUUGUUGCAUUUGAUUGCAGCCCAAUAGUUACCAAAAAGUAAUUGUUAUGUACCAAAUAGGUAGUGAAGUCAGUAGAGAGAAAUACGGGAUUAGCACAUAGUUCCAGGCCCUUCCUCCCCCUCCCGAGAGUGACCUAACCAAAAGAGUUCACCCCAAGGUAAGAGGCAGGGCUGAAAGAGGCUGUGCUGGCAUCACAGCAGCACAUCUGAGGUGCUGUGACGUCAUUGCACUGCCAAGGAAGUUACUAUUUUUAAGUCACUACUGUCUAAAAUGUUCCCAGUCUAUGUGACCAUUCCCUCUCCCUGAGAAGCAGACUAAGGAUCUGCCUUUUUGCUAUCCCAUUGGCUCUGCAGCAUGUGGUUCCAGCACUGUAGUUAGCUACCUGGAGGCUUCCCUGCCCCUGUGCGCUGGAUGGUGCCCUGCGCGAUGCCUCUUCCUGCUGCCAAAGUAAACGCAAUGGGGAUGGGGUCGGUGACGCCGCUAAGGAGUAUUACAGGGAUGGCAAUGUCAACUGUCUACCUGUGGUAGCAGGAAGCUUGUGUCAGGCUGCAUGAAUAGAAAUUAACAAAUUCUUGUCAGACAAGUAAUAUUUAGAUUUUUUAUUAAAAUAGACCGCAGCUUAUUAAAAAGUACUCAGUGCAAUGGUAUAUAAGUAUAUAUAGACAGGAAAAAAAUAACUGUGAUCUUUUUGUUUUACACCAUUACUGGAAAUACCCAAACAUGAACUGGAGUUCCCUCUGAACAACCCAUUGUCAAAUCUUCAACGAAUGACCUCCGAAUCUAGGUGCCAAGUGCCCUGUGACAGUUGUUUACACAUCUGAGAAAUGUAUUCUGGAAGCCGUAACCUUGGGCCUGACUGUGUCGAAACAAACAAAAGAGACGCUGUGACCAACCAAGCUGGUGGAGGAAAAGCACAAAAUUCAACACCAACCUGUGUUAGGAUCCCAAAGAGAUGCUGUCAUUUAAAGCCAAAACCAAACAGAAAAACCCCAACCAAUAUGAAUGUGAUUGGAACAGCCAAUGUCCAGCUUUGCAGAAGGAGGAUGGGGAACAAACAACAUCCCCUUGCUGUGUCGUACUGUCUGGGUGUUUGAAUCUCAACCAGAAUUGAUCCACCUUCAUCAGAUACUUUUUUAAAUGGUGAAACAACUCAGCUUUGGUCCCAGACUCUUGCUUCUGCACUGGCCACAAGAGAACAACAAAAGAGAGCAACAGGAUAUUAAUGGAGGAAACAUUUUCAUGGCAAACUCAGAAACUGAAGUGUUUAUAUUCAGAAUCAGACAAGCUUCAAUAUGAAUUUGCAUCUUGUCUCUGUACCGCUUGCUAUUUUUUAAUGAUAGGAGAAAGCAUAACAGUUUAUUUUACAUAUGAAAUAUAUUGCUAUAUUAUAAAAUAUAUUGUAACUUUCAAUUAACAUUUUGUAUCAAACUAGUGUUUGGCAGGUUGACUGACAGCCUGCCCUCCCAAGGACUGUUUCUGAGUACACAUCGCUGUUAGUGACUCCUGGACACCAGAUCAAGGGUCCUCACACCACAGCCUAUCAAACUGCCAUAUUCUAAUUCUCCAAGACUGAGUAUUAGAGACAAAAGAACAUUACUAUAAGCUUAGAAGAGUGAUUCUACCUUAAAUGCUAUCAAGCCAUUUCAGAAGAGAUUUUAAAAGCCAUCACUCCUUUAGUAGCUGUGCAAAGCCAGUUUAAUAAAACUACAGGCUCUUUCUGUAUAAAUGCAAAGCCCAUUCCAUAAAUUACAUACAUCUCAAAUUCUGCCAGCCAGUUUUCCCUUGGCAAUGUCAGAAAUGGGCAUAAGGAAGAUGCCUGUUUUCCCGUCACUCAAAAUACUCAAAAUUCUGGGCAAUAUGAAUUCUCUGUGUAAGUGAAACUGGGAUUGGAGUUCCAUCUACACAGGGCCUGGCGAGAGCCCAGCGUGCAGACGUGUUCUUCUGAGCUGGCUGCAUCCAGGUUUUCAUGUGUUUAGCAGCACCCUGGGGUGCGGCUCCUAGGGGAGUGAUGGGAGGGACAGGACCUGCACAGCAGAGAGUGGAGCUGCCUUUUCUGCUAGUUUUCUCUAGCUGGGAGGAAAUAAAGAAUUUCAACUGAGGUAUUGUUCUUUAUGGCAAAAUUAAGCCAUUAACCAAAUCCACCCCCCUACCCCCCUUCUAGCAGCCAAGAUAUAUGUAGAAUUUCUGAGUUUUUUCCUUUGAAUGACCAAGUUGUGUAUGGUGACAGAGCACAGGUUCCCUGGGACCAGUGAGCCUCCCGUCCAUGAGGACCUCUCUUGCUGUCAUCACUGUAGUAUUUAUUGUACAGGUGGGACCAGGCACGUCAGGGUAGAUUUAACUGAGCCUUCGAGUCUCUUCCCUUCACAAACUCUGAAAAGUCACAGAUUUACAGAGAGUGCAAAACAACAGAUUUUCUCCUGGGAAAAAAAGAUAGCAUCCUCUUGAAUUUCAAUUUAUUGGGGCUUAAAUAACACAGAUAAGGCUUGGGCCUCAAUGCCAUUAGUUAUUCAUGCCAUCUGAAAGAGAAAUGUCUACAUGCCAGGCUGCAGUCUGCUCCUGUAGCUGACCCCUAACGUGUACCACGUAUUUUUAAGGAGGGUAAAUUCUCCUGGUGUCUGUGUCAGUUACACUGAUCAACACUAAAACCAUCAGAACCCUGGGCACCCAUUUUUAGCAAUCUGUUUACUCACUGGAGAAUGGAAAGCAGCUUAUUCUUAGUUUUACAAUUGCCUGAUGAAUGUACUGAUGGUAAUUGAUUUAUUUCUUAAUAUUUUUCUGCUACUAAAUGGAACUGUCUCUUUUGGCUUUUCCUUCCAGCACUUCUCUCAGACUUUUACAGAAAGCAAAUAUAUUCUGACCUUUCCCUUCAAAGUUAUCAUCAAUCUAGAAUCAAGGAAACCAAUAUAAAUUCCUAAUCUGAGGAAGGAGACCUCUACACAAUAAUUAAUUAUAUGGCAUAUGCCAAGCCUUGGUACUCAAAGUGUGGUCUAUGGACCAGAAGCAUUAGCACAACUUGCAAGGUUGUUAGAAAUGCAGAAUCUCAGGCCCGACACCAGACCUUCUCAAUUAGAAUUGGCAUUUUAAUAAGAGACCCAGAAGCUCUGUCUGCACAGUAAAUAUUAAGAAGUGCUAAUCUCACCACACCAUGAUGAUAAUCAACCAUGUUAACAAUUGGACAAUUAAGCCAUUUCUUCCUUGAGUCUUAUUUACAGAAUUAUUUGAUCAUGUAAAGGUCCUGUAUGAUCACAAGGAUAAAGACAAAGGCAUCUUAAAAUUCCACUUGUGUUCAUAUGUAUAGCUUGAAUGGUGUACAUAAAACAUAGUGAAGUCGGUAAGAGGUAAUUUUUUUCCAGUCUAAUUUAUUUAUUUUAUUUAUUUUAUUUUUUUAUGUUUUUGCAGUUUUUGGCCAGGGCUGGUUUUGAAUCCACCACCUCUGGUAUAUGGACCUGGUGCCCUACUCCUCGAGCCAUAGGCACCGCCCUUCAAUCUAAUUUAAAAAGCACUCACUUCAGGAUGGCACCUGUGGCUCAAGGGAGUAAGGUACCGGCCCCAUAUGCUGGAGGUGGUGGGUUCAAACCCAGCCCUGGCCAGAAACUGCAAAAAUAAAAUAAAAAAAAAAAAAGCACUCACUUCAUAGCCUUGAGCCACCUCAAAGCCCCUUUUGAGUUUUUUUCAUUGUAGCCUAUUGCUGGCAGGGCUGCCAGAAUAUCAGGUGGUGCUCAGGGCAGGCCCCCUGAAAAGCUGCGCGGUGCCGGCCCAGCCCAGGUGGAGAUGGCUGCCUUUCUUGCUCCCUCCUUGAGGAGUUCAGCAUCCCACCAGUAAGAGCUCUCCUCCCCUAGAGGAAACUAGCAAGGGAAGUUAGUUUCACCAUUUAGAAACAUUCCUAAUCCCUUUUAAAGUUAAUUUUCUCAUUUAUUGCACCAACCAGAGACAUUCAAAAGUGGUCAAGGAAAGAUACAAAUUCUGAUGUUGGCAUAUGAACUGAUAUGUACCCAGAAACAGUCAUGUUCUAAAUUAAUGGCUUUAACCUGUUCAUUGUAAAAGUGCCUUGGACUUCAAUCUAAAGAGGUCAGUAUAAAUAUGUAUGUGUGUGUGUGACGUGUAUGUAGGCAAAUAUUUACACCUUUAUACAUACAUAGGUGCACACACAUAUACCCGCACAUUCAUAUAUAAUAUAUACGUACAUAUAUAAAUGCUCCAUAAUAUAUCAUAUUGCUAUUCAUAGCUCCAUUUCUUUUGUCUGGUCCUAUGUUUAUUUGUUUAGUGAGACCUUUACAUAGAGAGGUUCUAUUCAGAACAUUGAUGUAUUUUUUGUUUGUUUUUUACUUUUUAUUAAAAAGGUAAAGGAUAUUAAAAAAAAAAAAAAAAAAAGUCAAGUGCCUGAAGGUUUUGAAUGGAGUUUUGGUAAACUUUCUCAGGUCAUCAUCACCAAAGAGGACAUGAU